AUGCAGUUUUUUUGGCGUAUUGUUUUGAUGUUAUAUAGUGCUAGGAACAGCCGGCCAGCCAACAGCCUAAUAGCAGAAAGUUAUAGCCUUACUGGUUUCAGCUUGGCGACCGCGUCUUCCUGCGAUAUCCCGCCUGCUGCCGCACGUUGCUGCGCUUGCCGGCGGCGUUUGCGGCUCCCUUGCCGCCGCAGAUCUCCUUCGUGGAGACGGCCGCACUCCCCGACAGCGGGAUUGCUGGCUCUUUAUGCUCUGCGCACUCUGGGAUGCAUCUCGACGGAUGACUCCGUUCUUGUGCGCCAUGCAGCCAACGGGGUCGGUCAGCUGGCGAUCCAGCUUGCUCAGCUCAUGAGCGCCAAGCUCAUCGUCACAGAGGAUAGCCAGAAGAAGCGAGAGACGUUGCGAGCAGAAUACAACCUUUCCCCGGAGUUCAUCCUUUCCGAGCGCCAGAGUGGCGUCGAGAUAGUCAAUGAGAUCCGCCAGGCUGUCUCAGAUCGAGGGGUGGAUCUAGUCUUGAAUUUCGACAGGCAGGAGUUGGAAGGUUCGCCGGAUGCCUUGGCACCGUUUGGCACGCUGGUCAGCUUAGAACUUUCCAACAAUCGGCCGUCUGACCAUCCCCGUCUCCUCCGAGACGCCGCGUCCAGGUGUAUCACCCUUGCUGCCGUGGACUUAACCAAACUUCAUGGCCAGAAACCCGCGAUUUUGCAGCAGCGUCUUUGGCAAUUGUCGCAGCUUAUGCUAGACGGGUCGGUGGUUCCGGUGACGCCGCUGGAAGUCCUCGCGGCUUCGGAACUUGCCAAAAUCCUACAAGCCGUGCAGAAAAGUCAGAUAACCGGUAAGGUAGGCUAG
This is a messenger RNA of Aspergillus aculeatus ATCC 16872, 846 nucleotides long. Its product is annotated as quinone oxidoreductase-like protein 1. NCBI's taxonomy places the organism in Eukaryota, Fungi, Ascomycota, Eurotiomycetes, Eurotiales, Aspergillaceae. The record is from RefSeq and is a predicted model, not a curated record. Gene Ontology annotation, molecular function: fatty acid synthase activity; oxidoreductase activity. The transcript has a single exon. The coding region runs from base 1 to 846 and encodes 281 amino acids. Gene Ontology annotation, biological process: secondary metabolite biosynthetic process; fatty acid biosynthetic process.